Molecule: messenger RNA, 1233 nt
Organism: Micropterus dolomieu (smallmouth bass)
Lineage: Eukaryota; Metazoa; Chordata; Actinopteri; Centrarchiformes; Centrarchidae
Product: CD209 antigen-like protein A
Exons: 5
Coding region: 17-649 (210 amino acids)
Source: RefSeq, a predicted model, not a curated record
AGCUGCCAAAUAUCGCAUGAUUUUGUCGUCGUUUCCUGCGGCAUCUUCGGAAAACUGUUUGAGCACAGCAAACCAUCACUCAGCCGCAGAUUUCUUCAUUAUCAAUACCAACCUGACGGAGCGUCUCCAGGCCAGUAAUAACAAGCUUUCCUCCAUGUCUGAAGAGAGAGAGCUGCUGAAUGCCAGCCUCAUUGAAACAACUAAAGAGCUGAACAGGCUUCAGUGUUUGAUCAGACAGAAUACAUUGUGUCCUGCUGAAUGGAGGAUGUUCUUGUGUUCCUGUUAUCUGCUCUCCAGUGAGGCUGGUUCGUGGACAAAAGGCAGACAGGACUGCAGAAACAGAGGAGCAGAUCUGGUCAUCAUAGACAGUGCUAAAGAACAGAAAUUCCUAUCUGACUUCACCAAGGCAGAAACUUGGAGUUGGAUUGGUCUGACUAUUGAGGAAAAGGAGGGGAGCUGGAAAUGGAUUGAUGGAACUCCACUGACUCUGAGGUAUUGGGAAGCAGGUCAGCCUGAUAAUGGUGGUGGAGAUUCAAAGUGGGGUGAGGAGGACUGUGCUCAUAUCAGAACUGGCAAGAAAACUGAAGAAAACUGGAACGAUCGGUCAUGUUCUGCUUCUCUGCGAUGGAUCUGUGAGAAAGAGGCUUAGCAUUGGUGUAAAGGUAUAUGCACAUGCUUUUACAAACUAAGCUAUGAAUUUACAAAAAGCCUUUGGGAUUGAGUGUCCUUUCAUGUUUGUGUGUGUAAGAAAGAGAGUAGUAUAUUAUUAUCGUUCCUUCUCAUCAGAGUUCAUCAUCCUUGAAGAACAUAUUUCUGUGUUAACUUCUCUGCAGCAGUUCGUCAUUCUCCUCCAACAAGUUGAAAUUCAAGACUUUCUGCCAGGCAUCCAAAAGUGCAUUAUUUACAGUAUCAAUAUUACAGUAUCUCCUACUCUUCUUAGUUGGUGCUCACGAUCUUUAAUGAAUAUGACGGACUAUGAAGUUUGCUUCUGCUCUGAACUUUAAAAGAUAUCUCCAUAACUUGUUUUUACAUAAGAUGAUUGCCCCUUACGGUACAAGAACUUUAGAAAUGUAUUGUUACAAGUUUGGGAGAACUUUUUUCCCAUUUCUUUCUUGUCACAUAAACUCACCAACUUGCUGAUGUUCCAAACAACAAUGAGAGGAAGACAAACAGUUUCUUAAAAACAUUUAAUUAGUGCUUUAUCUAAAGAUUUCUUGACAGGUUGAGAACAUU